Calidris pugnax (ruff) is the source of this 4271-nucleotide messenger RNA. RefSeq names its product cAMP regulated phosphoprotein 19kDa (gene ARPP19). The transcript has 3 exons. Gene Ontology annotation, cellular component: cytoplasm. Bases 30 to 488 code for a protein of 152 amino acids. Gene Ontology annotation, molecular function: protein phosphatase inhibitor activity. NCBI's taxonomy places the organism in Eukaryota, Metazoa, Chordata, Aves, Charadriiformes, Scolopacidae. The record is from RefSeq and is a predicted model, not a curated record.
GAGGCUGGAGGCGGAGGAGCGGCCCCACCAUGUUGGUUUCUGCACUCGGGGAAUUUCUCUGCUCUGGUAAAGCGCUGGCGUUGCUCUGGCCCGGACGGGCGAAUGGCGCGGCCUCGGUGCUCGGCCUGCCCGGGUCUCCGGGGGGAAGGAAUCGCAGCUACCAGGCGCAGCGGCUGGAAACCGGCCAUAAUCCGGAAAUGGAGGAUAAGGUGAUCAGCCCAGAAAAAGUUGAAGAAGCAAAAUUGAAAGCAAGAUAUCCUCAUCUGGGCCAGAAGCCAGGAGGCUCAGACUUCUUGAGGAAGAGGCUUCAAAAAGGACAAAAAUACUUUGAUUCUGGUGAUUACAACAUGGCUAAAGCAAAGAUGAAGAAUAAGCAACUGCCUACUGCAGCUCCUGACAAGACAGAAGUCACUGGUGACCAUAUUCCUACUCCACAGGAUCUUCCACAGCGGAAACCAUCUCUUGUUGCUAGCAAGCUGGCUGGCUGACGAGAACAGCUGAACUGCAUGAUUAUUCUCAUUCCUGUUAUUUCUCCUUAAUAGUUAUUUCUCACCCUCACAUCCCCCUUUUUCUUUCUUACACUAAGUCAUGAGACUGACAGCUUUGCAGGUAGCGAUAGCAUGUGCUGCUAUUGUAAGGGAGUACUGUUAAGAGUAAAAUGUGUAGUAUUUGGACUAGUUGAGAACAAUGCACUGAUUAAAAAGGACAAGUUUGGUUAGAGCAAUGUAAUCUACUUGAAAAUGUACAUAUUGCCCAUUUCCUAGUGUAGGACUGGUUCCAGCAAGUGACAUCGCAAGUUUUACAACUUCUAAUGUUUCUGCUUUUGUUAUUUCAUCUUAAUUACAGCAUAUUUGUAUUUAAUAUAACCUCCAGUUGUGUUGGGUUUUUCUUCUGUGUUUGGGUUUGUUGUCUAAAAUAGGGGUUUAGACCACAAGUUGCUAGAUGGUAAAGCAUGUAUAAAAACAAAGACAGGGCUCUGAUUGAAUUUUGUUUCUGCUUUUGAACUUGAACGGCCUUAAACCUGUUUCAGCUUUAACAAUAGAGUUUUUACUUGGGCAAUAUUUGCCCAUUCUGGUGUAACUCUUGUGAAUCUAGUGCUUAUUGACAACUGCCUGUUGAAGCUGGUAUUCUUUUCCGUUUCGUAGCUUAGGACACACUUUUGUUGAAGAUGUGAAUGAAGUGUGCAUGUGCAUAGACUGUUGAAUUCACUCUUGUGCCAUUUUUGUAAAUACAAUAGUUUUGCACAACCUUUUGCAAACGUCUAUUAGUUUUACACUUUAAAAAGCAGAUAAUGUGCCAAUCAAAGCACAAGUGAUUCUGUAUCUUUCAAAGUCUUGUCCUGAAACUAAGAGCCCAGAAUCUUGCUAUUGAAAGUAAAAACUGAAUACCUGAAAUCUGUGAAACACAUUUACACUUGACCCAGCUUUAUGCUAUAUUAUGCUAUAUUUUGUUUCACAACAACAUCCAGGAUUCAAAUACAAAUUUGGAAUUUCUGUCUAUAUUUGGAGGCAAGUGCCCUUUCUGUUCAGCAGCUCUUUAAGCUUUUGAAGUUGAAAUGCUCUGUCUGAUUUCAUGGGAGAUGGCUAAACGUACAGUUCUAGAGAGUUUCCUGUGUGGCAAACUCCAGGUCUAGACUUGCUAAGGUUUGAUACGCAAUUGUCUUUGGGCUAUUUUAGGCUUCUGGAAGCGGAGGGGUAUAAUUUUUUUUUUUUCUUGGACUCCUGAAGUAAACUUUUCUUUUUGUUAUACAACAGCCCCUCAUUGGCUUUGGGGAAACUAAAGAACUGUAAGUGGUAUUUACAUAAUGACCUCUUGAGAAAUAGUUAACUUUUCAUGUCAGAAAAUGGGAAUGAACUUCAGUUCAUCUUUAUUAUGCAGGUCAUAAGUACUAGAUUAUCAAAAUUCAUAGUUUAUAUUAGACAGGUGUGUGAGCCAGCACAGGCAGGACACAGGAACAACCACAGAACCACGGAUGAAAUGCAAAUUUAUUUUUGUUACCUCACCAAACCAGGGGAUCCCCAAAGCAGCAGAGGUACAGAGGUACACAAGCGGGAGCUCAGUCCGUGCUGGAGGAUCCCCAAACCUGCCGUUUUUGCCUGUGUUAUCAGGGAUUCACGCAGGCGUAGUUUACCACUGUGCUUUGAUCUCUCCCACAGCAGGGCAGGAAUCUCCAGCCUGUUCGAUAGGAUUCCUGUUAAGUCUAUCACAAGCCUAUGUUAUCUAAACACAGAUGUUCUACUUGACAGACACACAGGACUAAACCAAGGAUUAGUAUAUAUGUUUUUCAACACCUCAGCUGCAAGUCACUUGAGUGUGUUUACAAUCCUCCUUGCCAAUCUUCGGUUAUUUUCCCACAACAGGUAACUUGAUGCAGUUAAACGAUUGUUUGUUGAAUGAAAUCAGAAUAUUAAAAGUGCAAUAUGAUCCAUAAUGUAAUUGAUUUUCAUAUAGGUAAUCACAGCCUUGAUGUUCUCUGGGAGUAUAAGAAACUCUUUAGAAAAUCAAUUUACUGAGUACUUUUUUCUUUAAAGAAACAGUUCUGAAACAGCCUAUUAAAAACAAAGCGCCAAUGUGGGUAUUAUAAGAGAAAACACUUAAAGAUGCAAGUUUGUAGAAGGAUGUGCUUUGUGUUGAUGUAUUCAGAAAGGUGUUGCAGGAUAAAGAACUGCUAGUCAGAAAGAACACUGGCCCGUAUUUUCUGCAAUGCUUGUUUCUAAAGGCAAACCUAAAAGAAAAUUAAUGUUAAUUUGGUCCUCUUUUGAUCAGAACAUGAGCAAAGUAUAUCGGUGUCUAUAUAAUGUCUUUGGUUCAGAGGAGUCAUUCCAGAAAAUUUAAAGAUUGCUAAUCUGAUUAUUUUUUUUUUUGAGUCUGUAUAGCCCUUUUCUUGUAAUUAAAUGGGCUCUGUCAAGCCUGUCCUUAUUCCUUAGCCUCCACUGGUGAUAAAGAAUUUGUGAUUUUUUUGCAGAACGGGUUGAAGAAACAGACCUACUUCUUUAAGUAAGAAAUUAGGCUAGGAGAAUAGCAAGGAAACUGGAUAUAUUGAAGCAAACUGCUUUUUAUAGAUGUUUGUCCUGAUGUGAAAAUCCCUCUUUAUUUUUGUAUGUAUAAAUGAAAUUGAAACUUAAUGAUAGGACUGGGCCUGAAACACAUUUUGAACAGUUCACGGUGACUUGCUGUGUAUUGUCUGGUGCCACUACUCUGUAGCUCCUGUCAGGUGAGCUUUCUUGGUGUUUGGGAAGGCUUAAAACAAAUAGCCAUUUAAAUUUAAACAUUCCACUCAGCUACAACUCAGCUUGUCCUGCUGGUUGGACAAUACAAGCUCUUCCGAUGUUCACUUGGUGACUUGCAGUUCUUAAGAUUGCUACAAAUUCAGCCAUGAAUAUAUUAUCCAUGUGUAUAUUUGAAGUACUGUAAUACUAACUAGGUCAAUGACUGAUUAUGAGCCUUCACAUCUGACAGACCUCAGCAGCAGGCACAGCUAUUUUGAUUCUAUACACUGAAUAAAACCUAAGUCCAAUAAUCACUUAACAGGAAAUCAAAAAUGACUGCAAAUCGAUGCUUACUUUCAGCUUACUCCAGCAAGAUAACUCAGCUAUCCAAACUUAUGUACAUAAUGUAUUAUAUGAGUUUUACCAUUUGAUAAUUACCUUUUUCAAAAAAAAAACCUGUCCACACUGUAGACUGACAGUCCCUUUCAUAUCUUGCCUUUAAAGAUAGUGUUUAAUUAGUUAUUAGAGUAGUAAUCAUGUAGGCUUAUAAUAGCGGAUAGCACCAAUGUUUUAUUCGACAUAGGUAAGUGGAUUAAUUACAACUUCACAGAUAUGUCCCCAAAUCUGUAGCACCAAAGGCUUCCCUCUCAUUGUUCUUGAUGUAGUAGGACAGUGUUUGUGUAAAGGCCACGGGAGUACAUUUUGUUGGACAUAUUUACACCCAGUCAAGAUGUUAAGGUAAUAAAAAUGUCAAUUGUUCUUUACAAACUUACACAUUGUAUAGUAUACAGAAUAAAUUGAUCUACUUAGUUUUUAUUGCAACGUGGAGAUUUGUCUCGUCUUUACUGUGGUUUCCUAAAAGAAUCUGCAUACUUCAGUAUUCUCUAUGGAAAAUUUCUAAACCCUAAAUCUUGCUACUCUGUAUCAUUAAAAAAUAUGACUGGGCUUUGGUUUCUAGUAUGUUAGACUACAGAAUUACUUUAAUGUAAUCACAUUUAUAUAUAUUUCAGUGCUUAUUUUUCUAAUAAGGCAAUUAAAGCUUAUUGUUUGAAAACUCCGUAA